This is a messenger RNA of Arabidopsis arenosa, 680 nucleotides long. The record is from the annotation of a GenBank genome assembly. Lineage: Eukaryota; Viridiplantae; Streptophyta; Magnoliopsida; Brassicales; Brassicaceae.
AAACACAUUCUACCCUUAAUCACAAUCCUUGUUUCAUUCCCCUCUUUCUUAUACAUUUCUGUGUGUUUUUCUUCAAUCAAAGAUGAGACCAGAAACUCACAAGAUUAUUAUUGAGAAGCUGCUCCCAGCUAUGAAGUUGGUUAAGGGCAUCCUCGAGGGAGAAGUAGAAAAAAAUGGCACAGAUGAGUUUGUGUUCUGUUUCGAAAACUGCUACACUGAGGAGGAAACUGAGAAGCACUUGACCCAGAAGAUUCCUUCUUUAAAAGAAUCGGAUGUGAAAAAUUUCUAUCAGUUGUUUCUAACCAUGAUCGAUAAAGAUUCAAAAGAGGCGUAUCUCAAGGAUGCUGAAGAUUGUGCUAGUGAAAGAAUGAGUCAGGGGGAUGAUAAUUCUGAGGAACCUAAGAGGCGUCAAGGUGAGGCCAGUACAUCUCACAAAUGUGAACCUAACUGCAACAAACAUUAUAAAUAAUACUAUGAUCAAAGGAUACGUUUUCUAAAUUUCUAUACAACAAAUAAGAGUGGUUAUUGUGUUCCUUAUACAACAAAAACCACGUUUAUGUUUUCCCUUUGUUUAUAGGAGUUGUACUCCCUUUAACUCCCCUUUGUUUAGGAAUUGGUCUUUGUGAUUCCAAAAUAAAAACCGUGUAAUGAAAAACCAGAAAUAAUUUUAUCUAUCUUUU